AUGGGUUCGAGUCCUUCUGUGUGUAAUUUUUUUAUUUUUUUCUUUUUACGAAGAAAGCCUCUCACUUAUUUGAAUGGUUUUGAACAACACAGCACUCAUCCAGAUUUUGUUGAUGCUCUUCCACCUGUUUUGAAUAAUCCGCAAAAAUGUCCAUACGGUCUCUAUGCUGAACAACUUUCGGGGACAGCCUUCACUUGUCCUCGUGCUUUGAACAAAAGGACGUGGCUUUACCGUAUUCGACCUUCAGUGCAACACAAACCUUUUGAACGUUUUCGCGGAAUUAAUGAUGAAAGGGAAGUUUCUGGUGUCGUUUUUUCGAUUUAAUUUUUGCCUGUUUCCGAGUUCAUAUUGGAUUUGUGGAGAAUAUUCCCAGGGAACGUCCUCAAAAAUCCACGAGAAUUUAUUUUUACAAAAUUUUUUAGUUUUUUUGAGUUUU
Meloidogyne enterolobii is the source of this 436-nucleotide messenger RNA. Lineage: Eukaryota; Metazoa; Nematoda; Chromadorea; Rhabditida; Meloidogynidae. The record is from the annotation of a GenBank genome assembly.